UGUUUAUCAUAUAGUCUAUGAUGAGCACGUGUUGAUGUUUUGAUGAUUCUGUAGCGGCUGAUCAUUUUGAGGUUAAAAAUGGACGCGAUAAAUGAAGGGAAAUCACGAAUAGUGUUAACAGAGUAUAGUGUUUUGAAUACAUCGUCAUCUGACUAUCCUGGUACAUAUGGCCCUGGAGGAUAUUGGUCACAUGAAAAUUUCAAAAAAAAACUGAAAAUAAAUGUUGUGAAACACAAUGCAACUGAAAUGGAAUUUGACAUCAUAGGAGUUCAUGAAGCUAUAGCAAAUGCAUUUAGAAGACUGCUUUUGUCCGAGGUUCCAAGCAUGGCCAUUGAAAAAGUGUUCGUGUAUAACAACACCUCCAUAAUCCAGGACGAAGUGUUAGCUCACAGACUGGGGCUGAUUCCGCUGAAAGCAGAUGCGCGUCGUUUUGAGUACAGGCAGAAAGAUGAUGAAGAUGGAACAGAACAAGAUACUCUAGAAUUUGAGCUUAAAAUAAAGUGUACAAAAAAUCCAAAUGCUCCAAAGGACUCAAAGAACCCAGAUGAUAUUUACAAGAAUGCAAAUGUGUACACGAAGCACAUGAGGUGGCUGCCGAGGGGCGACCAGGGCUCGAUGUUCAAGGCCGGCGACGUGGGGCCCGUCCACGGGGACAUCCUCGUGGCCAAGAUGAGGCCCGGACACGAGCUGGACCUGAAGCUGCACGCCGUCAAGGGCGUCGGAAAGGACCACGCCAAGUUCUCGCCCGUCUGCACUGCGUACUAUCGUCUGCUGCCAGAGAUCACGUUGACGCGUGAAGUGUCCGGGGAACAGGCAGAGCGGUUGCAGACUUGCUUUUCCCCGGGAGUCAUUGGGCUGGAGGAGCGGAAUGGAAGGAAGGUUGCAAAAGUCAUCAAUGCCAGGUAUGACACAUGCAGUAGAAAUGUGUUUCGAUAUGACGACUUGAAAGACAGUGCCAAACUAACAAGAGUGAAAGAUCAUUUUAUAUUUACCAUCGAGUCAGUUGGUGCAAUACCUCCAGAUGUGCUGUUUGUUGAAGCAGUGAAAAUUUUGAAGAAUAAGUGUCGUACAUUUUUAGAAGAACUCAAUAAAAACAUUUAAUCCAAA
Molecule: messenger RNA, 1107 nt
Organism: Bacillus rossius redtenbacheri
Lineage: Eukaryota; Metazoa; Arthropoda; Insecta; Phasmatodea; Bacillidae
Gene: Polr1C
Product: DNA-directed RNA polymerases I and III subunit RPAC1
Exons: 9
Coding region: 79-1101 (340 amino acids)
Biological process (GO): DNA-templated transcription
Cellular component (GO): RNA polymerase III complex; RNA polymerase I complex
Molecular function (GO): protein dimerization activity; DNA binding
Source: RefSeq, a predicted model, not a curated record